Messenger RNA from Medicago truncatula (barrel medic), 771 nucleotides. Its product is annotated as 60S ribosomal protein L24. Gene Ontology annotation, biological process: cytoplasmic translation. The coding region runs from base 103 to 594 and encodes 163 amino acids. Lineage: Eukaryota; Viridiplantae; Streptophyta; Magnoliopsida; Fabales; Fabaceae. The transcript has 5 exons. Gene Ontology annotation, cellular component: cytosolic large ribosomal subunit. The record is from RefSeq and is a predicted model, not a curated record. Gene Ontology annotation, molecular function: mRNA binding; structural constituent of ribosome.
CAAUGGGCCCAAUUCAGAAACGGGUAUAUAGAUGGAGAGAGAGAGAGAGAUGAAAACGGGUUUACAUUUACAAAGAGCAGCCACCACAGCGACGAAGCAGCCAUGGUUCUCAAAACUGAACUCUGUCGAUUCAGUGGCGCAAAGAUUUACCCAGGAAGAGGGAUCAGAUUUAUUCGUAGUGAUUCUCAGGUUUUCCUCUUUGUGAACUCAAAAUGUAAGAGGUAUUUCCACAACAAGUUGAAGCCUUCAAAGCUCACAUGGACUGCCAUGUACAGAAAGCAGCACAAGAAGGACAUUGCUCAAGAAGCGGUGAAGAAGAGGCGCCGUGCCACCAAGAAGCCAUACUCCAGGUCCAUUGUUGGUGCUACACUUGAAGUCAUUCAAAAAAAAAGAACCGAGAAGCCCGAGGUUCGAGAUGCUGCUAGGGAAGCUGCUCUUCGUGAAAUCAAGGAGAGGAUAAAGAAAACCAAGGAUGAGAAAAAAGCCAAGAAAGCCGAAGUAGCAUCUAAGGCACAAAAGUCAGGGAAAGGCAAUGUUCAGAAGGGUGCUAUGCCCAAGGGUCCUAAAAUGGGCGGUGGUGGUGGGAAACGUUAAGUUUUUCCGUUUUUGGUUACCAUUUAAAUAUAAUUUGUUUUCAAACUUCUGUACUGAUAUAUUCUAUUUGCUUGAUUAGCCUUUUAUGUUACUGUUUUAUCAAACUUAUGUUUGGAGCUUCAGAGAACUCGGAUAUUAAAUGGAUUUUGCUAGUUAUGCUAUGUUUAUUUGCACUAA